AUGUCUACCAAGGAUACCAAGGCACAACAUGACCUCAAAGGCUCUAUCGGGUCACGGGAAGCUGACCAUGUUUUUCGACAGUAUCUUGACAGCACUACGAGCGUCCCUAGGCCGGGUUACAACACCACUGGCCGUGAAGUCAAUCUACUUACGAAUGCCUAUCCCGUCACCCAAUUCCCGACUAAAAAUGUCUAUCAAUACGACAUUACCAUCUUGAGAAUUGGGAAGGAACAUGAGUCACUUCCCCCUCGUGUGCGAAAGUUCGCUUGGGCAACUACCCUUCGAAAGUCGACUUGGCAGCAAAUGAUCUACGAUGGAAACAAGCUCGCCUGGUCCCAAAACAGCUAUGAUCAAAACAAGUCGAUCGAAGUGAACUUGAACAACCAGGCUGGCAACGACAAGCCUCCCGCCUACCGCAUUAUUGUUCGAAAGUCCAAGGUAGUCAAUCUUCAAGUCCUACAGAACUGGCUGCAAAAGAAAGGCUCCUUUGACGAGCGUGUCUUGGAGGCCCUGAACUUUAUGGAUCAUCUUUUGCGGGAAUACCCAUCAGCCAGGUUCACUGCAGUACGACGAGCAUUCUUCGAUCCAGCAGAACAGUUCCUCACCUUUGACGCCACAAUGGAACUCCGAAAGGGAUCCUAUCAGGCCAUUAGACCCGCUUGGGGUGGCAGACUUAUUGUGAACGUGGACAGUAUUGUUUGUGCAUUUUGGCGUCAGAACACGAUCGCCUGCUUGACGGAUGCCUUCCUUAAGAACUUCGACUGGGGAAGGACCGCCAAAGCUUUGAAGCAGCGGUGGAAUGAUCCCAACGACAUGUCCAGGGGCAUUCGUGAUAGCCCAGCAUGGACCUUUGCUUCGGCCAAGAUCAAACAUCUCGAAGUGAAACCCGUGUUUCCAAAUUGCACAACGGACCGCACGUUCAGCGUCCGCAAGAUUAGUCGUCAUGACGCAAAUUAUGUUUUCCCAUGGACAAACCCUGCUACUGGCAGAGAGGAAGAUAUUACGGUUGCCAAUUACUACCUGACCAGGUACAACUACAAGCUUACUUCGCCGGACUUGCCUCUCGUUGAGAUGACAACAAAGGACACAUUGUAUCCAAUGGAAUGUGUUAAAGUGAUCGGGCUACAGCGCUAUCACCACAGGUUGAAUGACAAGCAAACUGCCAUAAUGAUCAACCACGCAGUUCGCAAACCUGAAAAGCGGUUUGGUGACAUCAGGGCUGCCAAACUGAAGCUUUCUCAUUCCACUGAUAGGGUUCUCAAUACUUUUGGCAUGAAAAUCCCAGAUCAAGAGAUUGUCACCAAGGGACGUCUCCUUGCCGCGCCUGAGAUUCAUUUCGCUAAUACGAAGAUCGACCCGCGCACACAGGGUCGUUGGGAUCUACGUGGCAAGAAGUUUCUCAAGACCAAUAGAGAACCAUUGCAGCGCUGGGGUGUCGGUGUCUUCAAGUCACCCAGGAGUGGUUUGACCUUUACCCAGGCAGACGAAUUCAUCAAGUUGUUUAUGAAGCAGUAUGAAGGUCACGGUGGACGGAUCUCGUCGCGUCCAGUUUUGAUUGACCUUUCGGGUGACACUCAUUCAGCUGUGGAGCGCCUAUUCACCACUACCGCAAAUCAUUUCAAACAACGUCCACAGUUACUCCUCUUCGUCGUCCCUAACAAGGACGUUCUUGUCUAUCAUAAGAUCAAGAAGAGUUGUGACUCCCGAUUUGGCGUUGCCUCCCAGGUUCUGCAGUCGGCUCAUGUGUUUAAAAAGCAACUGCAGUACAUGUCAAACGUGGCGAUGAAAGUCAAUGCCAAAUUGGGAGGAGUGACUUGCAAGGCUGCUCCCCGUCAAGCAUCCAUGAAUCGCCCCGGUUGCAUGAUCAUCGGCGCCGAUGUCUCUCACGCAGCACCAGGCAGCAUCGCAGCUUCCUUGACUGCUAUCUCAGUGUCUGCAGACCUGGACUGCGUUAAGUACAUGGGCAGUGCUCAGACUGGGUAUAGCCGUGUCGAAAUGAUCGAUGAGCACAACAUGAAGAGCAUGCUGACGCCUCUGGUUGAUCAAUGGACCAAAACAGUGGGUCAGGGACGUCGCCCUCAAUGCAUCUAUUACUUCCGCGACGGCGUGUCCACUGGCCAAUUCGCUCAGGUGCUUGAACAGGAGGUUCCUAUUAUCCAAGAUAUCAUCUCCACCGGUAGUGGCGAGAAGACACCUCCUAAAGUUACGGUUGUGAUUGCCAACAAGCGUCAUCAUAUUCGUUUUGCUGCAAAACCGGGUGAUAUGGUUGCAGGCGACAAAUUCCGCAACCCUCUGCCUGGAACUCUUGUUGAGCGAGAUGUCACCAGCCCGCAUGACUGGGACUUCCUCAUGGUCACACAUGUCGCCUUGCAGGGAACAGCUAAGCCCGUGCACUACCACGUUAUCCGCGACGAUAUGAGGCAUAAGCCCGAGCAAUUACAGAACAUGAUCAAUGAACACUGUUAUCAAUAUGUUCGCUCGACGACCUCGGUAUCUUUAUUCCCUGCGGUUUACUACGCGCAUCUGAUUUCCAAUCGGGGUAAAGCCCAGAGCCAGGAUGAAUUUGUGGACAGCUCUGAAGAAAGUUCUUCGGAGGAUGCUCACCAUAAACAAGUCACUGCUCCGAAGCCUUUAAUGCCGAUGGCAAAGCGCGAGACUCACAAUCAUCUGGACAUGUGGUUUGUUUAGACUGGAAAUGGGGACUUUCAAAUCUCAAGGAUGAUGCUAUUAUGAUAAUUUUUUCUCUUUUCUUUUUACUUACAUAAGCAAUUUAAUGCAACUAGUUUGGUCGAUUGUAUCCGGCUUCACAAGCUGGUGA
Messenger RNA from Talaromyces stipitatus ATCC 10500, 2818 nucleotides. RefSeq names its product eukaryotic translation initiation factor eIF-2C4, putative. The transcript has 5 exons. Gene Ontology annotation, molecular function: protein binding; RNA binding. Lineage: Eukaryota; Fungi; Ascomycota; Eurotiomycetes; Eurotiales; Trichocomaceae. The record is from RefSeq and is a predicted model, not a curated record. Bases 1 to 2688 code for a protein of 895 amino acids.